Menidia menidia (Atlantic silverside) is the source of this 2510-nucleotide messenger RNA. The record is from the annotation of a GenBank genome assembly. Lineage: Eukaryota; Metazoa; Chordata; Actinopteri; Atheriniformes; Atherinopsidae.
UCAGCAUCAUCGGCUUCCUGAUGGCUUCAGUGGAGCUGAGGGGAGAGAGUUCAGCAUCCUCACAGCCGGGUGGAAGAAGCUGCUGGACGCUCUGCUGGACGCUCUGCUGGACUCUGCUGGUGUGGGAGCGGAGGCUUCUGUGCCUCCUCCCAGAGGGCAGCGCCCACCUAUGUCUCUCUCCCAGCGAAGGGGUGGAGGCUGACGGCCGUCUUUUCUGGAUGGAUGGAGGAAAAAGGGGGGAAUUAGCGGCUCUCCUCUCCAGUUGGUUCUCGGAGAGCGCUUUUGAUGACCAGAAACUACAUCAUCAGCGGAGACUUUUUCCCUGGGAGGAAAGAAAGGGGCUUAAAAUGACUGUCGGAGUGAUCACUGACCUGCUGCACGAGGCUUGAAUCCACCGAGAAAACCCCAUGGAGCAUGAUGUGGAGAGCCCAGCCGUCAUCAGGAAGCCCAAGUUGCCUAAGCAGGCUCGCGAGGACCUGCCUAAGCAGCUGGUGGAAAUGGACCGAGCUAAGAAGAUCCAGCGGUAUGUCCAGAAAGACGGGAAGUGCAACGUCCACCACGGGAACGUGCGGGAGAGAUACCGCUACCUGACGGACAUUUUCACCACGCUGGUGGAUCUCAAAUGGAGGUUUAACCUCUUUAUCUUCGUGCUGGUCUACACAGUGACUUGGCUUUUCUUUGGCUUUAUGUGGUGGCUUAUCGCCUACCUCCGAGGUGACCUGGACCAUCUAGCAGACAACCAGUGGACUCCAUGUGUCAAUAACCUGAACGGGUUUGUAUCAGCGUUUCUGUUCUCCAUUGAGACGGAGACCACCAUUGGUUAUGGAUACAGAGUCAUUACGGACCAAUGCCCCGAGGGGAUACUUCUGCUUUUAAUUCAGUCAGUGCUGGGAUCUAUCGUGAAUGCCUUCAUGGUGGGUUGCAUGUUUGUUAAGAUCUCGCAGCCCAAGAAGCGAGCUGAGACUCUUGUGUUUUCCACCCAUGCCGUCAUUUCCAUGAGAGAUGGGCGGCUGUGCCUGAUGUUCAGAGUCGGAGACCUCCGAAACUCGCACAUCGUCGAGGCUUCAAUCAGAGCCAAAUUAAUCAAGUCUAAGCAGACCAAGGAGGGGGAGUUCAUCCCUCUGAACCAGACGGACAUGAACGUGGGUUACAGCACAGGAGACGACCGGCUCUUCCUAGUGUCGCCACUCAUCAUAUGCCACGAGAUAAACCAGCACAGCCCCUUCUGGGAGAUUUCCCAGGCCCACCUGGCGAAGGAGGACCUGGAAAUUGUCGUCAUCCUGGAGGGAAUGGUGGAGGCAACAGGUAUGACGUGCCAGGCCAGAAGCUCCUACGUCAGCAGCGAGAUCAAGUGGGGCUACCGCUUCACGCCCGUCCUCACACUGGAGGACGGCUUCUACGAGGUGGACUACAACAGCUUCCACGAGAUCUACCAGACCGACACGCCCUCCUGCAGCGCCCGGGAGCUGGCCGACAUGAGCAGCCGCGCCCGCCUGCCGCUGACCUGGUCGCUGGCCAGCAAGCUGAGCCAGCAGGGGCUGCCCGAGUCCGAGCAGGAGGGCCAGGAGACGAAAAGCAAUCCGGAGAACGAGGGGAAAGGCCGGCAGGCCGAGAGGAACGGGGACGUCGCUAACUUAGAGAGCGAGUCCAAAGUGUAGCGGGCGCCGGACGGCGGGCAGAAGGCUGGCAGGUCAGUGUCAGACGGCCGGACUGUAAGCUAGCUGCCGGGGAGAACCACAGAAUGAGGACCAACGAGUAGUAGACCAAGUAUCCCUCCACCAAGAACCACUUUUUCUUAGUGACUCACACUAAACCCCCCCUAAACGCAACAAAAGCUGUAAACAUGUGACCCCACACUGGACUGACGGUCCUGUGCGGGAGGUGCAUGUUUCAAAUGUAAUGUGAGGUCCUCCGGACAUGAUGCCCAUUAUUUUUUCUAUUAAGAUAUUCCUAGGGGGAAUUUGCAUAAGUAUUUUUGUAUAUAGUAUAAACAGUUUUGAAUUCUUUGUUUUGUUGCAGUGUGAAUAUUUGACCAAUGUUUGAUACUAAUACCUUUAGAUUAGUUCUGUAUAUAUUCUAUGCCUUACUGUAUGUAUAAAACUUUCAUUAUUUGUUUUUCAGAACUAUAUCUAAGCAUGUAUAAACAUUAUCUACAGUUCAUUUAUAUUGUAUUGUGUAUAUACUGUAUAACAAUGUUAUAAGAAAAACGUACAUCUCAAUGGAUGCAAAUUCUAGUUGAAACCAAUGACAGAUUCUUCCCCGAAUAAUAAGUGUUUAUUUAUGGUAGUACUACACAAAGCCAUGAUUUGCUGUUUACAGCUCACUGACUUAAGACAAUGGCCCUUUAAAACUGCAUUUUGUCACUUUUUGCACACGGGAGGCCUCUGGUCUGGUGGAGAAUGUUAGAAAGCCCUCACAUGUCACCUAAAAGUAUCAACAAUAAAUAAACAGUAAGUUGCGUAUUAUGCACACAAACCUGUUGUGUUUAUGAUUUUUGAGUCUUAUUUCCA